Molecule: messenger RNA, 3116 nt
Organism: Sinocyclocheilus rhinocerous
Lineage: Eukaryota; Metazoa; Chordata; Actinopteri; Cypriniformes; Cyprinidae
Gene: erap1b
Product: endoplasmic reticulum aminopeptidase 1b
Biological process (GO): peptide catabolic process; proteolysis
Cellular component (GO): cytoplasm; membrane
Molecular function (GO): zinc ion binding; peptide binding; metalloaminopeptidase activity
Source: RefSeq, a predicted model, not a curated record
GAUUUGAACGCUCAGCUGAACCAAACCUGGAUUCAUUUUUUAACACAUCGAGGAUUUUAACUGAAAAGCGUAGUUCGUAAUUGUAAGUAUUCUUGUAGUACUGGGCAGCUAUGACUAGCUUUGCUCUGCUUGUGAAUCUCAUAGUUUUGCCCAUUCACCUCUGGGCUGCAGUCACUCCAGAGACCACUUCAUUCCCCACAUCAACCAAUGGAGAACCAUUCCCAUGGAACAAAAUGAGACUUCCAGACACAGCAUCUCCUCUUCAUUACCAUCUCCUUAUCCACCCCAACCUCACAAGUUUAGACUUUACUGGAAUGGUGCAGAUCCAAAUUGAGGUCCACGAAAACACCAAGAAUAUCAUACUGCACAGCAAGGAUCUUCAUAUCUCCAAUGCAAGGUUGCUGGAUUCAGACAUAGGUCAGCUACAGGCCCUAAAGGUGCUGGAGUACCCAUACUUCCAGCAGAUUGCACUUAUAUCUGAGCAUGCACUGCUGAAGAGAGAGCAUGUAUAUUCAAUUCAACUGGAGUUUGCCGCCAGCCUCUCUGAGAGCUUUCAUGGAUUUUACAAAAGCACAUAUCGGACCAGCAAGGGAGACCUCAGGGUUGUGGCUUCCACACAGUUUGAGCCGACUAGUGCCCGGGCAGCUUUUCCCUGUUUUGAUGAACCUGCCUUCAAAGCCAACUUUUCCAUGCGGAUUCGCAGAGAAGCAAAGCAUAUUGCCCUCUCAAACAUGCCUAAGCUGAGAACAUUAGAGCUGCCAGGCGGCCUGUUUGAGGACCAGUUUGAUGUGAGUGUUAAGAUAGUGGCCUUCAUUGUCUCUGACUUUCUGUCCAUCAGCAAAACGAGUCAGCAUGGAGUCCAGAUUUCAGUGUAUGCUGUGCCAGAGAAGAUCGACCAGGCAGAGUUUGCUCUGGACGCUGCAGUGAAACUGCUUGACUUCUAUGAUGACUACUUUGACAUUCCUUACCCUCUACCUAAACAGGAUCUUGCUGCCAACCCAGACUUUCAGUCUGGAGCGAUGGAGAAUUGGGGUCUGACCACCUACCGGGAAUCAGGCCUUCUUUUUGACCCCCACAAGUCUUCUGCUUCUGACAAGCUGGGCAUCACGAUGAUCAUCGCCCAUGAACUGGCCCAUCAGUGGUUUGGAAACCUGGUGACCAUGCAGUGGUGGAAUGAUCUGUGGCUGAACGAAGGUUUUGCCAAGUUCAUGGAGUUUGUGUCUGUCAACAUCACCAAUCCUGAACUGCAAGUUGAGGAUUAUUUCCUAGAGAAGUGUUUUGAGGCCAUGGAGGUAGACUCCUUGAGCUCCUCUCACCCAGUGUCCACACCGGUGGAGAAUCCUGCUCAGAUACAGGAAAUGUUUGAUGAUGUUUCCUAUGACAAGGGGGCUUGUAUUCUGAACAUGCUGAGAGAGUUUCUGACCCCAGAUGCGUUUAAACUGGGCAUUGUGAGAUACCUAAAACGCUACAGUUACCAGAAUACGGUCAAUAGUAACCUGUGGGAAAGUCUGACCAAUGUGUGUGACUCUGAUGGUCUGGAUGAAGGAAGACUGAAGGGUGAUGAGUCCUGCCGGCGCUCAGUCUCACACUCUGGAGCUUCUAAAUGGCACUCUGAGGACGAGCUGGAUGUUAAGGCUAUGAUGGAGACGUGGACAUUGCAGGAGGGCUUUCCACUCAUUACGGUGGAGGUCAAAGGUCGCGAAGUCCGACUAAGUCAAGAGCGUUACCUAAAGAGUGAUGACCCCUCACAAACAUCCAGCUUCCUGUGGCACGUUCCUUUGACUUACAUUACCAGCGGCUCAGCCACAGUGCACCGCUUCCUGCUUAAGACCAAAACAGAUGCUCUGCAUCUGCCGGAGGAGGUGGACUGGAUCAAGUUUAAUGUGGACAUGAGUGGAUAUUACAUUGUGCACUAUGAGGGUUCUGGCUGGGAUGACCUCAUCACGCUGCUCAAACACAAUCACACAGUGCUCAGCAGCAAUGACCGGGCCAGCCUCAUCAGCAACGCCUUCCAGCUGGUCAGUGUUGGUAAGCUUCCGCUGGAUAAGGCUUUAGACCUGACCCUGUACCUAAGCAAGGAAACUGAGAUUAUGCCAGUGACACAGGGCUUCAGUGAGCUUGUGCCUCUGUACAAACUGAUGGAGAAGAGAGACAUGGUGGAGCUGGAGAACCAGAUGAAGGGCUACAUACUGCAGCUGUUCAGGAAGCUCAUAGACCAGCAGUCGUGGACUGAUGAUGGCUCUGUGUCUCAGAGGAUGCUGCGCAGCUACCUGCUCCUGUUCGGCUGUGUGCGGGGUCAUCCUCCCUGUGUCAGCACGGCUACCCAGCUCUUCAACCGGUGGAGGGACUCAGAUGGGAAUAUGAGUCUUCCUAAUGAUGUUACUAUGGCUGUGUUUUCUGUCGGUGCCCGGACUGAGGAUGGCUGGGAAUUCCUGUUUGAGAAGUACAAGGAAUCCAUGUACGUCUCCAUGAAGAGCAGGAUAAAGAUGGCCCUCACAACCAGCCCUCUCGAUCACAAGCUAAAAUGGAUGAUGGAGCAGAGUCUGGUGGGAGAGGUGAUGAAGACUCAGGAUCUGCCAUAUGUUGUGACUUCAGUCAGUAAAAAUCCAAAGGCCUACAAACACGCAUGGGACUUUUUAAAAGCUAACUGGGACUCCCUGAUUAAGAAGUUUGAUCUUGGCUCACCCUCUAUAGCGCACAUGGUAGUGGGAGUGACCAACCAGUAUUCCACCAGAGAAAUGCUAGCUGAGAUUCGUAGUUUCUUCAGUUCCUUGCGGGCUGAGACCGGAGCAGAAUUGAGAUGUAUUCAGCAAGCCCUGGAGAACAUUGAAGAGAACAUUCGCUGGAUGGACAAGAACCUCCCACUACUGAAGGCCUGGCUGCACAGACACUAUGACCAGCAGAAAAAUACAGAGCUGUGAAGCACUUAAACUGUGAAUGUCAGAGUCAUAGAUGUAUACAUUUUAUAAUGCAUUUUAAUAUAAUGCAAGAGUUUUGAUAAGAACUUUGGUGUGCUAAAGUGUGUGAAAACUGAUUCUGAAUUUGUGAAUAUGGGGUGAAUAUUUUUGAAGAGCUGUGCCAUUGCUUGUAAAGGUCAAAUUUAAGAAUCUCAUCCG